AUGGCAGGAGCUUUGGAAAACGCGCGCAAGGAAAUCAAGCGAAUCUCUUUGGAGGACCACAAUGAGAACGAAUACGGGCAGAUAUACUCCGUGUCCGGCCCGGUGGUCGUGGCGGAGAACAUGGUUGGAUGCGCGAUGUACGAGCUUGUGAAGGUGGGCCACCACAACCUGGUUGGGGAGGUGAUCCGGCUGGACGGCGACAAGGCGACGAUCCAGGUGUACGAGGAGACGGCGGGCGUGACGGUCGGCGAUCCUGUGCUGCGGACGGGCAAGCCGCUGUCGGUGGAGUUGGGUCCGGGGUUGAUGGAGACCAUCUACGACGGGAUCCAGCGGCCGCUGAAGGCGAUCAAAGAGCAGUCGCAGUCGAUCUACAUCCCGCGCGGCGUCGACGCACCAGCGUUGAGCCGCGAGGUGAAGUGGGCGUUCAAGCCGGGCAAGCUGGGCGUUGGCGACCACAUAUCCGGCGGCGAUAUUUUUGGGUCGAUCUUUGAGAACUCUCUCUUAGAGGACCACAAGAUCCUGCUUCCACCGCGGGCUCGGGGGACCAUUACGUGGAUUGCACCUGCAGGCGAAUACACUGUCGACGAAACGGUACUGGAGGUGGAGUUCGACGGCAAAAAGUACUCAUACUCCAUGUUCCACACAUGGCCCGUGCGUGUGCCAAGGCCUGUAACCGAAAAGUUGUCUGCCGACUACCCGCUAUUGACGGGGCAAAGAGUGCUUGAUUCACUGUUCCCAUGUGUCCAGGGCGGUACCACCUGUAUUCCCGGUGCGUUUGGGUGCGGAAAGACUGUCAUUUCCCAGUCCCUAUCCAAAUACUCCAACUCGGACGCCAUUAUCUAUGUCGGGUGUGGUGAGCGUGGUAAUGAGAUGGCGGAAGUGUUGAUGGAGUUCCCCGAGCUAUUCACUGAGGUCAAUGGUAGAAAGGAGCCUAUUAUGAAACGUACCACUCUGGUGGCUAACACUUCUAACAUGCCUGUGGCUGCCAGAGAGGCUUCGAUUUACACUGGUAUUACUCUGGCCGAGUAUUUCAGAGACCAAGGUAAGAACGUCUCCAUGAUUGCAGACUCCUCGUCCAGAUGGGCCGAGGCAUUGAGAGAAAUUUCGGGGCGUCUUGGGGAGAUGCCUGCCGACCAGGGUUUCCCGGCCUAUCUCGGCGCCAAGCUAGCCUCCUUCUAUGAAAGAGCAGGGAAGGCGGUUGCACUGGGCUCUCCCGACAGAGUCGGUUCGGUUUCUAUCGUCGCAGCUGUCUCGCCAGCUGGCGGUGACUUCUCGGACCCUGUCACUACUUCGACCUUGGGUAUUACUCAGGUGUUUUGGGGUUUGGACAAAAAGCUUGCCCAGAGAAAGCAUUUCCCUUCGAUCAACACGUCUGUCUCGUACUCGAAGUACACCAACGUCCUAAACAAAUACUAUGAUAGCAAUUACCCCGAGUUCCCAGUCCUGAGAGACCGUAUCAAGGAGAUCCUCUCCAACGCCGAGGAAUUGGAGCAAGUUGUUCAGCUGGUCGGUAAGUCCGCGCUCUCUGACAAAGACAAGAUCGUACUGGAUGUCGCGACGCUAAUCAAAGAAGACUUCUUGCAGCAGAACGGUUACUCGACCUACGACGCAUUCUGCCCCAUCUGGAAGACCUACGAUAUGAUGAAAGCGUUUGUGUCCUACUUCGACGAGGCACAAAAGAGCGUGUCCAACGGCGCCAACUGGGCCGUGCUGUCGGAGGCAACCGGCGACGUGAAACACGCCGUUUCGUCCUCCAAGUUCUUCGAGCCCAGCCGCGGCGAGCGCGAGGUCCACGCAGAGUUCGAAAAGCUCUUUGCUUCCAUCCAGGAACGCUUCGCCGAGUCCACCGACUGA
Molecule: messenger RNA, 1854 nt
Organism: Eremothecium gossypii ATCC 10895
Lineage: Eukaryota; Fungi; Ascomycota; Saccharomycetes; Saccharomycetales; Saccharomycetaceae
Gene: VMA1
Product: H(+)-transporting V1 sector ATPase subunit A
Exons: 1
Coding region: 1-1854 (617 amino acids)
Biological process (GO): proton transmembrane transport; ATP metabolic process
Cellular component (GO): proton-transporting V-type ATPase, V1 domain; fungal-type vacuole membrane
Molecular function (GO): proton-transporting ATPase activity, rotational mechanism; ATP hydrolysis activity; ATP binding
Source: RefSeq, marked provisional